Molecule: messenger RNA, 2670 nt
Organism: Archocentrus centrarchus (flier cichlid)
Lineage: Eukaryota; Metazoa; Chordata; Actinopteri; Cichliformes; Cichlidae
Gene: rgs14b
Product: regulator of G protein signaling 14b
Exons: 15
Coding region: 140-1825 (561 amino acids)
Biological process (GO): signal transduction; cell division; spindle organization
Cellular component (GO): plasma membrane; cytoplasm; nucleus
Molecular function (GO): GTPase activator activity
Source: RefSeq, a predicted model, not a curated record
GGAAGACCCAAGUGAUGAGUUUUUUGUGUGUGAGUGUGUGUGAGGAGUGUGCAUCAAGUUUGGGUGGAGCACUCUGCUGCGUCCCCUGACAGUGCGCACAUCGUAAGACUUCAGCUUUGAAACUGGUGUCUGGGCCACCAUGGCGAAGAACAGCAAUUCUUUAGGGGUCCCUAUUGGCCACAUGAGCCAGGCAGUGUCAGAUGGAGAUUUGAACAUGUCCACACGCGGCUGUGGAGGCAGCAGCUCCAGCCUUCCUGGGACUCCAGCCGGAGAGCACGGUCCAGCCAACAGUGUCAUGAGCUGGGCCGUAUCAUUUGAGAAACUGUUGGAGGACCCUUGUGGUGUCCGCUACUUUACGGACUUCUUAAAGUCUGAGGUGAGUGCAGAGAACAUUUUAUUCUGGCAAGCUUGUGAAAAGUUCAAGAAGAUUCCGGCCACUUCAUUGGUUGAGCUGAAAGCAGAAGCUCGCUCCAUCUACAACACUUACCUGUCUGAGAGUGCUCCCUACUGUGUUAACAUUGAUGAUACAGCAAAGACAGAGGAGAAGGACCUUGAGCAGCCCACACCUGACAUGUUUAACAAAGCUCAAGCGCAGAUAUUUAAGCUGAUGAAAAUGGACAGCUACAGGCGCUUUGUACGCUCUCCUCUUUAUCAGAGCUGCACCUUGGCAACAGUAGAAGGCAAAGGUCUACCUCAGCUCUCUAAUGAGCCUUCCCGCAUAGGAUCCUGGGAGGAUGUGGCUUCCAAAAGUCUCUUAAGGGAUAAGAAGGGCAAGAAGUCAGACUCGAACAGCUUUCAGGGUGGUAAGAGUGCCUCAGAGAAACACCGACAGAAAAGAGGAUCCUGGGGAGAGACCCAAAUGUCAAUCAAGUCGACCAGUAGUGUGGAGCUUGGCUCCCUCUACAGGCAGUUAGAGAAUGGCUGCUCGAGUCCCCGCUCCCCCGAGCAGGGUGGUGGAGGUGGGAGUCGUAUAGGAUUGGAGGGGGGAUACUGCUGUGUCUUCCUGCCCGAUGGCAGUGCCUCCUUGGCACCCACGCGUAAUGGCCAACCAAUCAAAGACAUGUUGGCUAGCCUGUGUGAGAAAAGAGGCUUCCCACUGAAAGAUGUUAUCAUUUACCUUCAUGGCAAGGACAAGCAACCCUUAUCACUGGACCAGGACUGCUCCGUACUGAGAGAUCAGCAGGUCUCUUUAGAGCUCAGAGUGACGUUUGCGUUGGAGAUUGCCUUCACUGAUAAAACCAUGGGGAUUAUGGCAAAGUCUAGUAAGACACUGCAGGAUGCCCUCUCGGUGGUGCUGCAGAAGCAUCAUAUUAAGCCACAAGAGGCCUUGGUCACCAUGGUUGGAAGUGAUGAGCCCGUGAGCAUGAGCAGCACUGUGUUCAAACUGGCCAAUAAGACACUCCGACUUGACAAAAUCAAAGGGAAAGAGCAGACCAGCAUCUCCAGAGGCAGUGCUUCUUCUGCAGCCAACCAGGCAGGAGCAGCGAGUACAUCGGGCCAAGACAGGGCCAAGGCUCAGCCCAGGCCUAAGAACCGUGAAAUGGAUGGUUUGUUGGACAUGCUGACGAGGGUUCAGAACUCCAGGGUGGAUGAUCAGCGAGGUCUUCUCACCAAAGAGCAGCUGGCGGUUCCUUCCUUCCUGCAGCUGCCUGCAGAGCGGGCGCAGGACUCAGAGGAUCCCAGUACAGCCAGCUCUUCCUCUACUGACUCCAAAGCAAAGUCUGAGAACCAGAAAUCGUUAACUGAGAACUCAGCCGGAGCAGUGAAGAAAGCCCCUGACUCUGCUAAAUCUGAAUCUCCAGACAUGAAGGAAACAACCGUUUGAAAGACAGUCAAGAAGAUGGGAAGAUGUGGUCAAAAACUACGAUGAAUAUUUCAAAAAACUGUGAUGUGACUAAUUGAAAAAAAAACAAAACAAAACAACCCUGCAAUAAAUCAUUAGUCCAGUAGCACUUUUUUCUAAUUGUAUAAGCUCUGAGAAAGCAUUGUGCUACCACACACUGCUGUAUGCUUAUGAAUGGCCUUUUUUUUUUAUUAGUAAAUAAGGCAGAUCAUGGCAAGCAUUUAGUGUCGUCCUGAAACACUACACAUCCUUAUGGGAAAAAUGUUUGCUAUGAAAUGAUUAAUGCACCCUUAUAUGAAAAAGUUCAAGUGUGACCCUGAAACUUAUUUAAACUUUUUGGUAUCGUUUUCCCCCCGAUGCUGUACAGUUCGAUUUAUCAUUCUGUUGCUUCUGUUUUUUCACAGCCGUAAUUUAGUCAUUUUUUUCCCCCCCUUUAAACUAAAACUGGUCUGCACAGGAACUUGUGAAUGUCCAAAAUGGGUUUAAAUGUGUUUUGCACUAUUGUUUAUUUGCUUGAACUUUUAUUGAAUAUUUUAUGCUGAUUAGUAUUUAAUAUUUUAGAUUUAUUUUUUUUGUGUGUGUGUGUGUGUGUGUUAGCAUGCUUCCUUUUUCUUAAAAUCCAAAUGUUUGCUGUGAUGGCACUUUGCAAAGCCCUGGGCAUGUCCCGUAUUCCUGUUGCUUACAUCUUAGAGUACAGAUCAAAAUCCAGCUUAUUAAUGAGUAAUGGGAUUUUUUAUUUUAUUUUUUAACUGAAACAGUUGCUGUGUCGCUAAAAAUAAUCCACAGGGUGUAUCUAAAGAAUUAAAGUGUUCUAUGAUAAAUUGUUA